CAGCCGCAGACUCUGCCGGCCGCUGCUCCGCGCGGAGCGGGAGCCGGAUCCCGAGCCAGAGCGGGUGACGGGCUGCGGCGGCUGCGAGGCGGCCCCGCCCCGGGGCUCCAUUGUUGCGGUGGCCCCGGCUCUGCCGGCUGCUCCGCUCUGCCUGGCUUGGCCAGGGCGCCUCCGGCAAGGAGCGAGCGCUGCCGAGGCGGCGGCCUGAGCAAUGGAAGAGCUAAUAGUUGAACUUCGCCUCUUUCUUGAACUCCUGGACCACGAAUACCUGACAUCCACCGUCAGGGAGAAGAAGGCAGUUAUCACCGACAUCCUGCUGCGGGUACAGUCGUCCAAAGGUUUUGAAGUGAAAGAUGCUGCAAAGCCAGAGACCCCCAACAGCCUGCCGGCCCCUCCCCAGAUGCCUCUGCCAGAGAUCCCGCAGCCGUGGCUGCCGCCUGACAGCGGGCCGCCACCGUUGCCGACCUCCUCGCUCCCGGAAGGCUAUUACGAGGAAGCCGUGCCCUUGAGUCCCGGGAAGGCUCCGGAAUACAUCACCUCGAACUACGACUCAGAUGCUCUGAGCAGCUCUUACGAGUCGUAUGAUGAAGAGGAGGAGGAUGGCAAGGGGAAGAAGACGCGGCACCAGUGGCCCUCGGAGGAGGCCUCCAUGGACCUGGUGAAGGAUGCCAAGAUCUGUGCCUUCCUGCUGCGGAAGAAGCGCUUCGGGCAGUGGACCAAGCUGCUGUGCGUCAUCAAAGACACCAAGCUGCUGUGCUAUAAAAGUUCCAAGGACCAGCAGCCGCAGAUGGAACUGCCGCUCCAAGGCUGCAGCAUCACCUACAUCCCAAAAGACAGCAAGAAGAAGAAGCACGAGCUGAAGAUUACUCAGCAGGGCACGGACCCGCUGGUGCUUGCCGUCCAGAGUAAGGAGCAGGCCGAACAGUGGCUGAAGGUCAUCAGAGAAGCCUACAGCAGCUGCGGCGGGCCCGCCGACUCUGAGCGUCCGCCCCCCUCAAGCUCCCCGGUGCACAAGGCAGAACUGGAGAAGAAACUGUCUUCAGAGAGACCCAGCUCCGACGGGGAGGGUGUCACAGAAAACGGAGUGACUGCGUGCAAUGGAAAGGAACACGUUAAGAGGAAAAAAAGUUCCAAAUCCGAGGCCAAAGGGACCGUGACCAAAGUCACAGGGAAGAAAAUCACCAAGAUCAUCGGUCUGGGGAAGAAAAAGCCGUCGACAGACGAGCAGACGUCCUCGGCCGAGGAGGACGUGCCCACCUGCGGCUACCUGAACGUGCUGUCCAACAGCCGCUGGCGGGAGCGCUGGUGCCGCGUCAAGGACAACAAGCUCAUCCUGCACAAGGACAGGGCCGACCUGAAGACCCACGUCGUCUCCAUCCCGCUGCGCGGCUGCGAGGUCAUCCCGGGGCUGGACUCCAAACACCCCCUGACCUUCCGGCUGCUCCGCAACGGACAGGAGGUGGCUGUGCUGGAGGCAUCUUCUUCUGAGGACAUGGGCAGGUGGAUUGGGAUCCUGUUGGCUGAGACGGGGUCCUCGACCGACCCCGGGGCCCUGCACUACGACUACAUCGACGUGGAGAUGUCGGCCAACGUCAUCCAGACAGCCAAGCAGACCUUCUGUUUCAUGAACAAGCGUGGCCUGUCCCCUAGCCCGUAUCUAGGGAGCACCUCCAACGGCUACGCACACCCCAGCGGGACGGCGCUGCACUAUGACGACGCCCCCUGCAUCAACGGCUCGUGGGGACCUGGCGACGACGGCUGCCCUGCUCCCUGGGGCAGAGGCCCGGAAGAGGAGGUGCUCUAUGAUAACGCCGUCCUGUACGAUAACAUGCCGUCUCCGAAAAUCUUUGCACGCUACCCGCCUGCUGACAGGAAGGCGUCUAGGCCGUCUGCCGACAGUCUGUCCUGUAACCACUACAAACACCCCACCUCCUGCACCCUGCCUUCCUCCCCGCCUGUCACUAACACCUCUUCUCUGGGGAGGGCAUCUCUCGGGCUCGGCGCCCAGUUGAAGAGUAAAAAGCCCCCUGUGGCCUCGAAUGGGAUUACGGGGAAAGGCAAGGCUCUGAGCGCGCAGCAAAAAAAAGCCGAUUCAGCAGCCGGCGUGAAGCGGACACCUUCAAACGCUGACCAGUACAAAUAUGGCAAGAACCGGGUGGAAGCAGAUGCCAAGCGGCUGCAGGCCAAAGAGGAGGAGCUGCUGAGGAGGAGGGAGGGCCUGCGGGACCGGCUGGCCCAGCUCCGGAAGGAGAGGAAGGGCCUGAGGGCGGCCAUCGAGGUGAACACAGGCCGGAAGACGCAGACCAUCCUGGAGGAGAAGCUGAAGAAGCUGGAGGAGGAGUGCAAGCAGAAGGAGGCGGAGCGCGUCAGCCUGGAGCUGGAGCUGACGGAGGUCAAGGAGAGCCUCAAGAAGGCCCUGGCCGGCGGGGUCACCCUGGGGCUGGCCAUCGAGCCCCGAGCGGGGACGUCAAGUCCGCAGUCUCCGGUGUUUCGGCAUCGGACUCUGGAGAACUCACCCCUGUCCAGCUGUGAAACCAGCGACGCGGAGGGCCCGGUGCCUGUCAACAGCGCGGCCGUCCUGAGGAAGAGCCAGCCGGCGCCCGGCAGCUCCCCGUGCCGGGGCCACGUGCUUCGGAAGGCCAAGGAGUGGGAGCUGAAGAACGGGACCUAGAGCUGGCGGACGCCCCGACUCAUGCAGCGUCGCCCGUCGAGGGACCCCAGGGAGCUGGCCCGGGGCUCCGGCUGCAGGAUGCCAGCUAGGCCAGGACCCAGACCCGCCGCGUGUAUCUGUCUACUGUAUAAUGGUGCCCUUUAAAGAGAUUCCUUGUACUGCUUUGGCUUCCAACUUUAUUUGUUGAAAGACAGAAGGGGACAGAAGGUAUUGUGGGAGUGUCCCCAUGGCAGAUGGACGAGCCACGUUUUUCCACCAGUUACACGAUCGCUUUACCCAGUUUCAGCCCCACCCCGACUGACGAUGGACGGGCCGUCAGAGGGCCAUGGAAGGCGUGGCCCGUGCUCCUUGUCCCCGGCGUGCCUGUGUGACUGGGUGGGCAUCGGGCUGCCUGCUCCUCUCCCAGGGUCGAGGGGCUGUAACUGCAGCCCCAACAGCAGGAUCUCCCUCCCUGCGUCUCAGCGCCCCCUCCCCGCGUGCGCAGCCCCCUCGUCACCGGGGCAAAGGCACGACGGAAUUGUGCUGUGAAGCGUUUUUUACUUUUCUUUCUUUUUUUUUUUUUAAGAUUUUCUGGACAGAUGCUUUUGUCACCAGGACAUGAAAAGCUGCCACUCUUUUUCAACUUAAAAAGGGUUCUCUUUUUAUCGUGUCACAUUUAGCUCCCAGGGUUUUUCAGAGAUUCCUGUAUCAUAUUUUAUUAAUUUUUUGUACUGCUUUUUGGAGGUAGCAGAUACGCAUGGGUGCCCUUUUCUGCUUCGCGCAGGCCCUUUCCACCCCUUCAGAGCCACGGUGACCCUCUGAGACCCGGGUGGCUUGGGGCGACGGUCACCCCCUCCCCAGGGCACAUCCGUCUUUGUUCAACGUGGGGCAACAAAGGGACCCUCGAGAGCGUCUCUCCCACCGGCUGUGGCCCCCAGUUUGCAAAGGAAGCCAUGACCCGCGGGGGGAUGUGACCUGAUGCUUCCUGCCUCUUUGUGUUUCCCCGUUUGCCUCCCGUGGGAUGUUUCUCAGAGCCGUCGGACACUGGCACGAAGGGGACAGGCCAGUUCACAGGGAGAGCUCGUCUGGGUCUGAGAACCAGGCCGGCUCUCCUCUGUCUGCAGUGGGACCUCGUGGGACUUGUCCAUGUGUGGCCACUGCCCAGGAUCCGUCAACCGCCCCACAGCCCUCUGCAGACUGGCCGAGGGGCCCCAGGCACAACCACCCAGGGGCUCUCGCCCCGUGGUCGGGGCAGUAUCCCCUGCCUGGGAUGUUCGCUUCUCAAGUGCGGCCACAGGAGGCCAGAGAGCCGUGUGCCGGCAUUUCCCAGAUGGGCCUGCGGGCAUAUCCCAGGGCCGCCUCGCCUUCUGCACCCUCGAGGCCCACACAGGCCCUGCUUGAUUUUACUGACAUGAGUUGUCUUGGCGCCCAAGGAAGCUCUGCAGCAGGACCUGGAGGCUGUCUGACUGGAGCCCACCUGAAACUUGAAUUUACCGCAAAGCUGUCGGUCAGGUUCGUGGGCAGCCAGCUGGCGCCCUCACGCUCAAGCCCCUUCGUCCACGGCUUCCGUGUCAGGUGCCCCCCUUGCCCCUCCCCCCAGGGAACCCAAGCCCGGAGGGAGGGGCCUCCCCAAGCCUCAGGCCCGUCAGCAUAGGAGUCAGGACCCCUUGGCAUCAUGCGAAGCUUAUCUUCCUGUGUGCCCUACUGCCUCGUGGGCACAUCAGUGUUCACCGCUUAAGGCUCCUGGGCUGUUCUGACUGGCAGCCAGCUUGGCCCGAGAAGAUGGCCAGGCUUCGAUCGCUACCAAGAAGGGAACCCAGGGCCUUAGCCUGGAGCAGGUGGGCGCAGCAGUGCGCUGGGGGGACGGUUAGCGGAGGCCACCCUGGGCAUCGCCCUGAGUCUUUGUCGGUUGUGCCCAAGGACACAGCCCACCGAUGCCACGGCCGGGAUUUGGACCCUGGGCUUCCACCUCCUGGCGCACAGAUUCUGUGUUCCCCAAACCCAGGCUUCUGCGUUCCUUUCCAAAGCCUUUUAAAGGAUGGUGGCUUCAAUCCCAUUGGGCUCCAAGGAGCCCCUUAAAACGGGCCCCGUGGGGGACGGGCCACCAGCAUCGGGCCCCUGUGAUAGCGUGGGUUCCCCUCCAUGGUUCUAGACUUCAUCAGAAAGUUCGUUUAAAGCAUUUGCUUCAAAAUAAGUUAUUUAUGUGUAUAUGUUUGAUAAAUAUGGGUUUUAAUUUAUAUCUGUACAUAUUAGACACACCGUGGACUUCUUGUCAGAAUUCUGACAGUGAUCUCGUUACGACCCAAAACUUGCCCACGUGGCGGCCCGGGGAUAAUGGCGGAGCUGCCAGGCCGGGGGGACCCAACCUCAGCCCUCUCUCGGGGGAGUGGGACGUGGCCCACGGGGAGAGCCCAGGCUCCUAGAGAAAUGUCACCCAUUCCUCUGACAGAGAGUUCGGGUCACGGGGGGCCAGCCCGUGCCGGCAGCAUCCUGCCCCCGCAUGAGAGGGUUGUGGUGACGGGAAGGAUGGAGGGGCUGCCGGGAAGCUGUCACCCUCGGGGUCCCGAGGCCCUUCCCUGAGCCCUGAGGCCACCGCCAACCUCGGGCUCCUGCUUCCAGCUCUGCUCAGUAAGCUGUCGCCAGCCUUCGAGCGCCCCUCUGUUUCCAUAUUUUUCUAAUGUUUUCCGUUCUUUCCCCCACCUUGUGCGCAGAAACCCAGUGCUGGUCGGAGGGCGCGCCGGGCCCCCUGACAUGGGCUCGGGAAGGUCUCGCUGGCACACGUGUAAAACUAGCUUUUGCCCCUCUGUUCGGGCACCUUGGCGUUGUCCAGCGCGACCUGGUCCCCGAGUUAUUUUUGGCAGCUUCCCAAACCCUGCGGCUUCUCUGAUGGGUUGUGGGUGCGCCCCCUUUGGAAAAGUCUGUCCUCAGAAGUGUGUGUCCUGUCCCUGCAGGCCACCUGCAGAGAGGAGUUCCGGGUUAAUCACAGCAACAGUUGGCCGUGAAUUUCUGUACAGCUUUGAGGCUGGGGCAGGCGCGAGGGUUGUGGGCAAAGCUUCUUGUGGUCCCACCUUUUCUUUCCAGAAGAACAGCCAUCAGCAAGCUAUUGUGAAGGAAACGUCAGUUUUGCCCACCGAUCUAGUUGAGCAGGCAGUGUUCUGUUUAUUCACCACGUCCUGGGUCAGGAAGCUCCCCGGGCUGAGGACAGGGGUGGCGCGCUCAGGCCGGUGGCACCUCUCCCGCCAGAGAGAUGGCGCAGCAGUGGCGGCUGCAUCCCUGCUGGGGCCUUGCGGGCGCUGGGGGCUGACCCGCAGGUGCAGCAGGCAGGGUGCUGCUCGGCUCAGACAGAGGUCACGGCGACACUUCAAUGUUAAACUGUUGUCUUCCCCCCCCCUUUUUUUUUUUCUAAAUUAAGUUUUUUAAUAGAAAAAAUAAUUUCACCCAUGGCAGAGAUUUAAGGAAAAAUUCUGUCAUUCCCUUUGUCGUUGUGGCAUUAUCCCCCCUCCCCCAUGGGCUGGGUUGAUACUGUGAAAUAAACUAAAAAGUAAAUAACAUUUUCAUGCCCCCCCCCCCAUACACACACACACACCCCCCCCAUCACGGAAAAAGAAAGCAGCCUUUCCGUGAGCCCCUGGCCCCAGCGGAACUAAUGUGUCACCUGUAAAGACAAAGAUGAGAGAGCUUCCUGCCCAGGGAACUGCUGGUCUCAGGUGCCCAUCUCCAGAGCCGUGCUUCCAGCUAAGUCCCCCCAGAAAAGCUUACCUGAACCGCGUACAGGUGCCCCAGGGUAUUUCGCGCGGUUGCCAUGGAAGAAAUUUUCUAGAUGGGCUCAUCCGGUCAUAAUUCUUAGGGACCAAAGGUGUUUUUAACAGGAUGAUCUUUAUAUUUGAUUUUUUUAUCGAGAAGGGAAAUGGUGGCUCUACCUUUGUAGCAUCAACUUUUAAAUUAUAGCGAUUCAGCAUGAAUUGACCACGGCUGUAAGUUGUAAAAUGUUUUCAUAUUAAGAAUGUAAUUAUUUCCUUAUUGUAUUUUUUAGAAACGAAAGUCAUAUUUAAAAUUCUCUUUGAAAGAAACAGGCAAGAAACAGGAAAGAUUUUUUUUAAGGAAAUAUGUUGGCAGGGCCCGUUUUAAAAGAACUGUAAAUAUAUUUUCACUGUGUUCCUCGAUGUAUUUAAUCCAUAAAGUAAGAAAAUUUUAUCCGAAGAAACUCGCAUUGGCAAUACGAGUUUUCAGUCCAUUUGCCCGGUUUUGUAGUAGCCACACUUGAAUUUUCUGCUCUAUUAAUGGAUUUUCUUUUCUACAGUUUCGCAUGGUGCAGCCCGCAGACUGGCGCCCCUGGCGUGCCUCAUGUGUGUAAUGUCAUGACUAAUAAACUCGACUCUUCCAA
Messenger RNA from Phacochoerus africanus (Common warthog), 7034 nucleotides. RefSeq names its product actin filament associated protein 1 (gene AFAP1). Lineage: Eukaryota; Metazoa; Chordata; Mammalia; Artiodactyla; Suidae. The record is from RefSeq and is a predicted model, not a curated record. Gene Ontology annotation, molecular function: SH2 domain binding; SH3 domain binding. The transcript is spliced from 18 exons. Gene Ontology annotation, cellular component: cytosol. Bases 212 to 2671 code for a protein of 819 amino acids.